This is a messenger RNA of Dama dama (fallow deer), 2073 nucleotides long. RefSeq names its product NDRG family member 2 (gene NDRG2). Gene Ontology annotation, cellular component: cytoplasm. Gene Ontology annotation, biological process: signal transduction. The coding region runs from base 290 to 1405 and encodes 371 amino acids. The transcript is spliced from 17 exons. The record is from RefSeq and is a predicted model, not a curated record. NCBI's taxonomy places the organism in Eukaryota, Metazoa, Chordata, Mammalia, Artiodactyla, Cervidae.
CCCCUAGUCGGUGUAGCCACACCUUCCCCUCUCCGCGGUCGAGACCCUCGCCUCCUCAGCAGCGGUCCUUCUGUAGCCUAGCCCUCUGUUUCCGGGCGGGUGGAGUCAAAAUCGUGGGGUGCCAGCACCCCGGCUUCGUCUCCCUUUUACCGGUUCCCACCUCGGAGUCGGGGCGCAGGAAGGAGCCUGAGUGCUACAGGCAGGGCCAGAUCACAGACCCCAGAGCCAGGAGGAGUGAGAACCCUGACCCCUAACCCUACUUCAUCCAGCCAAUAGGAGCCAAGUCACCAUGGCAGAGCUGCGGGAAGUGCAGAUCACGGAGGAGAAGCCGCUAUUGCCAGGGCAGGCACCCGAGGUGGCCAAGGAGGCUGAGUUAGCUGCCCGAAUCCUCCUGGACCAGGGACAGACUCACUCUGUGGAGACACCUUAUGGCUCUGUCACUUUUACUGUCUAUGGCACCCCCAAACCCAAACGGCCAGCGAUACUCACCUACCAUGAUGUGGGACUCAACUAUAAAUCCUGCUUCCAGCCGCUGUUUCAAUUUGCGGAUAUGCAGGAAAUCAUUCAGAACUUCGUGCGGGUUCAUGUGGAUGCCCCUGGCAUGGAAGAGGGGGCUCCCGUGUUCCCUUUGGGGUAUCAGUACCCAUCUCUGGACCAGCUUGCGGACAUGAUCCCUUGCAUCCUGCAGUACUUAAAUUUCUCCACAAUAAUUGGAAUUGGUGUUGGAGCUGGGGCCUACGUCCUGUCGCGAUACGCUCUUAACCACCCUGAUACCGUCGAGGGUCUUGUCCUCAUCAACAUUGAUCCCAACGCCAAAGGCUGGAUGGAUUGGGCAGCCCACAAGCUAACAGGCCUCACCUCUUCCAUUUCGGAGAUGAUCCUUGGACAUCUUUUCAGCCAGGAAGAGCUGUCCGGAAAUUCUGAGUUGAUACAAAAGUAUAGAAAUAUCAUUGCACAUGCCCCCAAUCUGGAUAACAUUGAACUGUACUGGAACAGCUACAACAAUCGCCGAGACCUGAACUUUGUGCGUGGAGGCGAUAACACCCUCAAGUGCCCUGUGAUGCUGGUGGUAGGAGACCAAGCACCCCACGAAGAUGCAGUGGUGGAAUGUAACUCAAAACUGGACCCCACCCAGACUUCCUUCCUCAAGAUGGCUGACUCUGGGGGGCAGCCCCAGCUGACUCAGCCAGGCAAGCUGACCGAGGCCUUCAAGUACUUCCUGCAGGGCAUGGGCUAUAUGGCCUCAUCCUGCAUGACCCGCCUGUCCCGGUCUCGCACGGCCUCGCUGACCAGUGCGGCAUCCAUUGAUGGCAACCGCUCCCGCUCCCGUACCCUGUCCCAGAGCAGCGAGUCUGGGACUCUCUCUUCAGGGCCCCCGGGGCACACCAUGGAGGUCUCCUGUUGAAUGACCCUUGUUGCCCUGGUGUGGGACCCAGCCCUCACCUCCCCUAGUACUAACCUGGGAGGUGCAUAGGGCACUGGGCCCAAGUGAGCACAGGAAGCUGGGCAGAUCAUGUGGGGAGAUGACCUUGAUCUUUGAUUGCUACCCUAACCUUGACCUCUAACCUGUGAUUUCCCUCAGCUCCUGGGAGAGAUGUCCUAAUAUCUCUUAGGGACCCAGACCCCUAAAUGAUCCCUCUCCUUCAUCUUGGUGUUAAGGCGGAGAAGGCAUGUAUCCCUGCUCCCUAAUCUGGGUGUCUGUAGCUAAGGGACAAGAGGUUGUAGAAGUUGUCCGUGGUGACUCCCCCAGACUCUCCCUCCUUAUCCCAGAUUGCAAGGGUAAGGGGCUCCGGGCUGGGGCUCCACUCACCAAAGCUGACAUGGUGUCACAUUAAUCCUUCAUGCCUCUGAAGGGCGCGGGCCUAAAUGAAUGUUUGACAGGGGAGAACUGCUGGUGGGUUAGUGGUCCUCAGGACCACCACAGAAACAUUCAGUGUGGAAAUGGAAGUUGGAAUGGGAGGUGGUGGGCGGUGAACAAGUGUGAUGGAAGGACUGGAGCUGGGCAGUAGGAAGGGGACUGGGGCCGUUGGCUGCUCUAACUUUGGUAGCUAUCUAGACAGCGUGUGUCUAGAG